Molecule: messenger RNA, 348 nt
Organism: Oppiella nova
Lineage: Eukaryota; Metazoa; Arthropoda; Arachnida; Sarcoptiformes; Oppiidae
Source: the annotation of a GenBank genome assembly
AACUUUGCUUUCUUUUACUUUAAGGGAUUGUUAGCUCUUCUGAGAAAAUUGAAGUCAACUCCGAAUAGAGAACUAAGAAUUCUUCUUCUGGGUCUCGAUAAUGCAGGAAAGACGACGAUUCUCAAGAAGAUGGCCUCUGAAGACGUGACACAUAUAACUCCGACUCAGGGCUUUAAUAUAAAGAGCGUUCAAUCGGUUGGCUUUAAGCUGAAUGUUUGGGAUAUCGGGGGUCAGAGAAAGAUAAGGCCGUAUUGGCGUAAUUACUUCGACAACACUGACGUUCUGGUCGGUCACACCACCACUUAUAACACUUCGACCACUAAUUGUCUAUUCCUUAGAUUUAUGUCA